UUCGGAUUGAAGCUCGACAUUAGUAAUCCGACAGUCGUCCGUUCGUGUUACGUCGGUUCGUCAGAUUUGUUCAUUCUAGUAGAUUAGUCGAGACCACUUUUCGUUGUCUAGGUAAUCUGCGUUUUUUGGGUUGUUUCCUUAAUGUAAGCCUGUGAAAUGUGGCCACAAUAUCAAAUAAAGGCAAUAGUGUAGUGGUCUCUUAGUGAUAAGUUUAUUUUCCUCGUUGGAAAAAAAAGUAGUGUAGUGCAUAGCUAAAGAAUUUUUUUGUGCUUUCUGUAGUGAAAGAAAAAUUAUGUUCUGAUUAGCAUAGCUGGAAGGGUAGGGUGGCACUCUUCAGGAUAAAAAUUGUCCCUGAGUUUCUCCACAGCUCUUUACUGGUGUUCCUUGUUUCGAGUGCUAUCUAGCUGUGUUGGUGUGUAUCUCAAAACGAAAAUUUUGUGCAUCAGAAUUCCUAUGCCGUUGUCAGUCAAACAAAGGAGAUAAAUUGUCCAGGAUUCGCGGAUAGUUGCGGCGCAGCUGUGGGAAUCGCACUGUGUCUGCGGAACAGCUGCUAACUAGAUGGUUCGCAAUAAAUACUCCCUGAGCAAUGCUGGCAAAUCGCCGAGUAAAAAAUCACGCACCAUUAGUAAACAACACGAAGCCAGCGACAACGAGGGUGGCGAAGGAAGUUCCGGAGCACCCCUUAUAGACGACGGUUCAGCUGGCACCCAACGAUGUGAUACCGUGCACAAACAAAACCUUUACAUAAUUUCUUUCCCAGUUAUUUUUGUGUUCAAUAUUUUGCGGUCCCUGCUUUACCAAUUGUUCAUUGUUUUUCGAUACAUUUAUAAUUUCACCACCAAAAUUGUUUACAAACCAGUGAAGAAGGAUUGUGGUCUCGAAAUCGUAAUCAACGACCAGAACCAACACCAUCCUUCUAGUCAGUCGCCGCACGAUCUGCAGCAUCAGUUGCAAUUGCAGCAGUACCAUCCGCAACAACAGCAACAACAAGUACAAUCGCAUCCACUGCAGUACUCGAGCAGUGGUGUCCUACUGAACGGUGAAGGACGAGAAAUGUCCGUGCACAGAUCGGCCAGUGGAAGUCAGGUUGGUCCGGGCGAUCCCCUCCUGGCAAAACAAAAACAUCACCACAGGAGAGCUUUCGAGUAUAUUUCGAAAGCGUUGAAGAUUGAUGAGGAGAAUGAAGGUCAAAAAGAACUCGCAAUCGAGCUGUACCGGAAAGGAAUCCUUGAGUUGGAACGUGGAAUCGCUGUGGAAUGCUGGGGUGGCCGAGGGGAAGUUUGGGAGCGAGCUCAACGGUUGCACGACAAAAUGCAGACGAAUCUGUCCAUGGCUCGGGACCGACUUCAUUUCCUAGAAUGCAUGCUAGAGGCACACAAGUUAGAAAUUUCCGAUGCGCACAAACUGCAGCGAUCGAACACAUUCACCCUGAGCACCGGUCAACCGGACAGUUCCAGAGCUACCGAAACACACAAGCGAGCACAGUUUAAAAUUCCCACGACAACCGGUAGUAAACCUUACAGACAGCCAGCGGGGAAAUCAAAUCAGCAGCAAGAAAACCGCAUGUUUACAUUCCAUGACAGUUCCAACACAACCGACACUAGAAGUGCUACUGCUGCAGUUUCGGGAGCUUCCGGUCGAAAAUUGACGGUGGGCUACAAACGACCUGGCAAUCUUGGCGUAAUGAACAAAUCGCAAACGCUGCCCCGUAGCAUGGGAGGAACGAGAACGACUCCGACCGGCAAUGGAGGCAGCACCGUGGGUACUACCGCAGGUGGUAUGCCGAAAAUUGUACCGAAACCAGCAGCCACUCCACCAGCCAUACGGCGCCAGUUUUCGAUCCCGGGCAGUUCACCGAUACGAAAAACAAGCAACGGUUACGGUCAUAGCGGUGGCAAAAAUACCCCUCCGCGUUCCAGAACUCCUCUGGGGACACCUUCGGGCAAUCAAUCUGCCCAACAGCAGCAACAGCAGAUUAAUGUGAAAGGGGUCGAACCGAAGUUGGUUCAAAUCAUCAUGGAUGAGAUAGUCGAAGGUGGUGCCAAGGUGCAAUGGCAGGAUAUUGCUGGUCAGGAAGUGGCAAAACAGGCCCUUCAGGAGAUGGUUAUAUUACCUUCCGUCCGCCCGGAGCUCUUCACCGGACUGCGAACACCUGCCAAGGGUUUGCUGCUUUUCGGUCCUCCAGGAAAUGGGAAAACUCUGUUGGCAAGAGCAGUGGCGACCGAGUGUUCGGCAACGUUUUUCAGCAUAUCAGCUUCUACGCUAACCAGUAAAUACGUAGGUGACGGCGAAAAGCUAGUGCGAGCAUUAUUUGCAGUUGCCAGAGAGAUGCAACCGUCUAUCAUUUUCAUCGAUGAAGUAGAUUCACUCUUAUCCGAGCGUAGUACUGGGGAACAUGAAGCCACUCGCCGAUUGAAAACCGAAUUUCUUGUUCAAUUUGAUGGUUUACCCGCGAAUUCCGAAACAGAUAAAAUUAUUGUGAUGGCAGCAACCAACCGACCACAGGAAUUGGAUGAAGCCGCUCUUCGUCGCUUUCCGAAGCGGGUCUACGUCAUGCUGCCCGAUUUGGACACUCGUGUGGUACUGCUGGAGAAACUACUCGAAAAACAGGGAAGUCCUUUGGGAAGUGCAGACUUGAAGCGACUGGCAGUACUAACUGAUGGUUACUCCGGUUCCGAUUUGACAGCGUUAGCGAAGGAUGCCGCGUUGGAACCCAUCAGAGAGCUUAAUGUAGAGGAAGUGAAAAAUAUGGACCCAACAAAACUACGCUGCAUACGAGAGAGUGAUUUUCACAAUUCACUGAAACGAAUUCGCCGCUCGGUGGCUCCCAACAGUCUGGCGGCGUACGAGAAGUGGUUGAUGGAUUUUGGCGAUGUAACGUUAUAAGCGAACUGGCAGGAUCAGUGCAGUGCCAUCUAGGACCUCUUCUGUGUUUAUCUUUUUAGGUUUAAACACUACUUAAAAUUAGCAGUUGUAUGUUGUAGGGAGAAUAGCGACAAGCAGAAGUGUCUCUUGUUUUGCCACUGAAAAUUGAAAUAGAAUAUAUUGUUAGUCACUGUAGAUACUGUUCAAAUUUAGUUGGUUAGUUUGUGAUUAUUAAAUUCGUUUGUCAAUUAGUUCAACAGAAUUGCAAGGGAGCUAGAUAGCUAACUGUCGGUGACAAGCUUAGUCGAUUUAUUUUCAUUCCUUAAUUUUGUUGAAUCACCGGAGGCAAUCACUAAUUACUAGGACGUCUAGUUAUGUUUCAAUUUCAUUAAGUUUGUGUUCUAACAACAACUUACCAUAUAGCUAAUAAAAUUUCAUCUUAAAACGUCGCAUGCAAAUACGUUCAAAAACAAAACUCACAUUUAUACUGUAAAUAUUAUGCCUAAAAGAAAUACACGUACUCGAGGAACGAACAUUGCUUAGCUAAUCAAACAGCAAAUCCUAUAAUAAUAAUAAUCCUGUCAUCAACUAACGUAUUUUAAAAGCAACAGGUUUUUUUCUGCGAUUUAGUUUACGUAUAAUAGAAAUACUCUUCUUAGUGGCAUUUUAAGUAAAUUUUAAAAGAUCGUCUGAAAUUCAGCUUAAUGCCAAUAAAAACAAAACAGACCGCAUUUUAACCAAUUAAAUAAAUUAUACAACGUAUACCGUUAAUCCGUUACAAUUUAUCUUAGUCAUUUCUGAGUUCCUGUAUUGUAGUGCUACAGUAAUGCGACAUCGAUAGGUUACUUUUAAUAUUGCACUCGAAUUCGUCAUCCUAGCAGGUAAUAUGUUGGUGAGCGUACCCUAACCCUGCGGUGGUCCUUGUUUGAAAGAUAGAAAAAAUAAAUUAGCGACUGUCACAAUCAGUUAGAUGUGGAGAAGUCGAUCGAUCGACUCUGUAGGUUACUGGUGUCGUCGUUUACUAGAAGAGCAACCUGCUCGAAGUAACAAAAAACCAAUGCCGCUCAUCACACUGUUAUUACGCGAUUUAAUACUACAUGAGUUAUUUGGAUGAAGAUUUUCUCGAAAUAUUUCCCAGUGCACUUCUUGAGUGUGAUUGAUUAGUGGCCGUGGUGCGUCGUCUUUAGUUUGGGUACAAGCGCAUGCGAAUUUUAUUCUUUUGAAAUUGCCACAUAUAGAGAGGAAGACAAAGUUAGGUAUUCAAAUCGAACCCAAAACUCAGUUCAGCUCUGAGGUGUUUGAAAAUAAUUUAUACGUAAUGAGUAUUAAUAAAAACUGAAUUCAAGU
Messenger RNA from Malaya genurostris, 4212 nucleotides. RefSeq names its product spastin (gene spas). The coding region runs from base 559 to 2886 and encodes 775 amino acids. The record is from RefSeq and is a predicted model, not a curated record. Gene Ontology annotation, cellular component: microtubule cytoskeleton. The transcript is spliced from 6 exons. Lineage: Eukaryota; Metazoa; Arthropoda; Insecta; Diptera; Culicidae. Gene Ontology annotation, molecular function: ATP hydrolysis activity; microtubule severing ATPase activity; ATP binding.